CUGCGCCGCGCUGCGUGUACAGUAUAGAAGUGCAGAAUCCUUGGACCCAAGAUUGUCAGAGUUACGGCCAUAGACAAAGACCAUAGACAUCUCUGGGCCGUACUAGCUUGCAAUUCAUCCAACCAAUCCUGUGUAGAAGCAUUUGUAUGAAUACUACCAUCAGCAUUUUCCAUAUUAAUGUAGCACUGGUUCUAGACGUGGGGAAGUCUGCAAUGCAUGGCAUGUUUUCAAAAGAUGCUGCUGGAGCAGAUGCUGCGAUCUGCGUUGAGCAUAGCCCGGUCCCAGGCACGAUGUCUCCGGGCCUGCACUGCGCCGAUCGUUCUGCUUUGUCCGUCAAGAUUGAUGCCUGGUGGGGCACCACAGUUUCAGCAGCCACAGCGAAGAAACAUUUGGGGCUGGCUUAAUGCCAUCUUUAACAAGGUGGACGCGUCCCGAAUCGACUCAGUGGGUCCGGACCGCGCGUGCGCCGAGUGGCUGCUGCGCUGCGGUGCUCACUUUCGGUGGCGCAGCCAGCCCGGCUGGCAGACCGAUUACAACUCGCUGCCACCUGGUGGCAGUAAAAAGAACUACAUCGAGGAGAUCAACGCCGACAACGCGGCCAUCAUGCACAUCGGAUUUCAUCACUUCAGAGGUCUGUCGUCGCUGCGCAGGAUCCGGUUUCACUACUGUGGCUACCUGGAUGAUACGGGUUUACGCUACCUCGAGUACCUCUCGCACUCCCUCGAGUCGCUGGAGAUAAGCAGCUGUGGCAACGUCACCAUGGACGGCCUCCGACACCUUGCCAAGCUCAAGGCCCUAAAGGAGCUGCGCCUGUUCGACCUGCCAGAGGUGGAGGACCGGGCGGCGUGCGUGCGCGAGCUGAAGCAACUGCUUCCGGGCUGUCGAAUCUCGUUCCCGCCGCCCCACCAGGACGAGCGUACCAAAUAGGAGGCUGGCUGCUGCGGAUGAGCCGUCGGCCCGCUGCCGGCGCCCCGCCGCGCCGGGAUGGAUCCGCCCGCUGACGAGUAGAGGGGUGUCUGAUAUCCUGACUUAGCCCGGGACCGCCGCAUCGUUGUGAUAGAUGGCGGUGGUGUCGAGAGUCGCGGCAUGCUACGUAACGAAGUGCACCGCUGUGCUCACAGCCGCUCACUUAAUCCCGUCCAGCUGCCUUACGUGUCACUUACGCUGUUUUGGAGGGACUCGGCUAGGCCUACAGACAUGACGCACCGUUAUCAUGGCUUGGGCGGCUGGCUGCACCAAUCGGUUUGCGGAUUACUUUGAAACGUAUUACAUUGUUCAGCUAUUUCGAGCUAUAAUUGGAGCUUCAACUCCAGCACAUGUGACUUAUACUUGUGCAAUUUGCACCACAUGCGGUGAAAUUCAGACUGUUUUGCCUCAAUACGCCCACGCUUGUACGUGUCUCUUGAUCACAUCGGUGUUCCUGUGAUGAAUGUACACACGUGGCAUGGAUAUCAUGAAUGCUGAACACGUGCGGCUUUGAGAACUCCCGGAUUGUUAAGGGACGUUCUUAGAUGCUGAACAGCAUGCUGUUGCCAAACCAUUGUAAAUGGAUUUUUGAUACUGGAGUCGUGACACUAAGUAUGGUAGUCACAACGAUAAGUGGGAAUAGGACCACGUGUUGUUGUUUUUUUGGUUGUAAGGUCGCUUAGACCAUUGCGCCCAUUUUCGGGAGCGGGCGUCGCAGCCUGUGAAACACGAAGUGUCUAAUUGACAUGGCCAAUGCCAGUACGAGAAAUAUAAAUGACAGUCGGGUUGGUUGAAUAAACCGAUAGUUUAUACAGAA
Pollicipes pollicipes is the source of this 1783-nucleotide messenger RNA. Its product is annotated as ATP synthase subunit s, mitochondrial. The transcript is spliced from 5 exons. The coding region runs from base 217 to 927 and encodes 236 amino acids. The record is from RefSeq and is a predicted model, not a curated record. Lineage: Eukaryota; Metazoa; Arthropoda; Thecostraca; Pollicipedomorpha; Pollicipedidae.